AGUCGUGGACCCGCCGCGCUCCCGCACAGGCCGCCAGUCCCGCCGCGCACCCCGCCGCCGAUACGGAACGCUCGCGUUUGGAUAGGCCUCUCGCCCACGAGCCAGUGGUCAGUGCUUAACCAUGGCGACCCCGGCGGAGCCCCCGAAGGUGCCCGACAUGGAGUCGUUCGAGAACAUGGCCACGCUGCCCGUGUCGCGCGGCCACCAGCAGCAGGCGCCCGCGGGAGCGCCCGCGCAGGGCCCCCCGCAGGGUGGCCCGCCCCAGGGGCCCCCGCAGGGCGGCCCUCCCCCGCAGGGCGCCGCGCAGGGGCCGGCCAAGGCGCCCGCCAAGAAGGACGACGAGAAGAAGGCGCAGGACAAGGCGGCCCAGGACAAAGCCAAGGAGGACGAGAAGAAGAAGAAGGAAGAGGCCAAGAAGGCCAAGGAGAAGGAGAAGGAGGAGGCCAAGAAGGCCAAGGAGAGGGAAAAGGAAGAGGCGAAAAAGGCCAAGGAAAAGGAGAAGGAGGACAAGAAGGGUAAGGGCAAGGAGAAGCAGCCCGCCAAGGACGCCGGCAAGGAGCCGGAGCAGGCGGCCGCGCCCGCCAAGGAGCCGAAGGAGGCCAAGGAGCCCAAGGAGGGCAAGCAGGUCAGCUACAGCCCCAGCGUGCCGGUGGCGGAGGCCGACGAGGACGUGGAGAAGUGCAACACGGCCAACAAGGAGGUGGAGGAGGCCAAGCGCGCCGUGCGCGCCUACGCCAAGGAGCUACAGCAGCAGUCGCAGCAGCCGCCCAAGAGAACCUCCCUGUUCAUCAUACUCAGCUUCAUCUACGCCAAGCUCCUGGUCGUGGUCUGCAUCUCCUUCCUCGUCUCCGAGAUUAUCACGCACUCCCUGCCACUGUUCUACUACGAGGGCUUCUUCACGUACCUUUACGGCGCCAGCAUCCUGUUCCUGCUGUACGUCUUCUGCUUCCUGCUGCAAGAGUCCGCCUGCUGCGUGGGCGGGCCGGCCGCCGCGGAGAGAGACCGGGCCAAGCGCGAGGCGGCCGCCAACAAGAAGCGCGACAAGGAGCGGCAGAAGGCGGCCAAGGACAAGGACAAGGCCGACAAGGAGAAGGCCAAGAAGGAGAAGAAGGACAACGAGGCCAACAAGAAGAAGGACGGCAAGGAGGACCCCAAGGGCGGCAAGGGCAAGAAGGACGGCGACGCGGGCGCGCCGCCGGCGCCCCCGCAGCCCGACGCCCCCAAACAGGCUGGCCUCUAUCCGAGGCAGGAAGGCUAUCCUCGUAAGAUGAGAGAUGUCGUGAAAUUGAAACAACAGCAGCAGCAACAACAACAACAGGAGCCGUUGCUUGUGGGCCACGCUGCCCCUCACUGUCAAGAUGCUGUUGAAUUGGAAGCUGGUCUGGAUCGACCUCUGGGAAGGAAACACAAAACAUCACAAAAUAAUUCAAGCCAUGGAAGCUUCUUCCUUCGUGUUGGAGCUAUUGCAUUUGGACUGGGCACCAUGAUUUACACUGGACUGGAGUUUGGAACUUUCUUCGAGACACCAUUUUCUUCCACAUGCUACAAUAUUCUCCGUGGUAUAAAUCCUGUCCUUCAAAUGGUGUUCACCUUUAUGCAGAUGUAUUUUAUCUUCAUGAAUUCACGGCUGAACAUUCACCGUUUCAAAGUUAUUGCUCGGUUUGGUCUAAUGCACAUAGUUGCUACAAACAUCUGUGUCUGGAUUAGAACCCUAAUGCUUGAGAGUUUGAAAGAAGUCUCAGGUUAUAUGGCUUUGACUGAGCAACAAAAACAAGCUCUAGCGACCACUCACGCUACUCCUCUAUUCUUCAAUGGUGGGACUGGACUGCGAGGCCUUGGGCUUAGCCAGACAGGGACAGUCGGAAGCAAAACUGGUGGACAAAUGGGUGGAAACUACGGACAGCCUGGUGCUGGUGGAAUUAUCAGUGGUUUUGAUGGAAAUGACCUUGUUGAGACUUUCCAGUCCAACUCUCUGCGAAGCGCAAACAUGAUUGCCAGCACCGUAGCAACCGCUGGUUCGUACGCAGUGAAGGCAGCGCAGACCACUGCGCGCACUCUUGCAUCCACCGCUGCCACCACCCUGCGAACCCUGCCUACCACUCUGUCCACCUCCACUACAACGACCACGACCACAACCACCACGACCACUAUCCCCCCACCUACCACCACCACCCCAUUCUUGACAACGCUGGCCAGCACGGCUGCGUCCACUUUGGCCUCCACAACAGCCUCUACUACCCCUCAAUCUCUGCUGCGACAAACUUUUUCCACCAUCGUGCCAGGUGCUCCUAAUAUGCCUUUUGACCAUGAGGCUGGGAUCAAAAUGACAGGAGGUGAAGAAAUGGUUGGUGCAUUGCCUGUUGCGGAAGCUCUGAAGGCCAUCCAGCUUAAUAUCACUGGACAACGCAUGCUUGAUUCCGAGGGUUGCGGCCGCAUCAACAUUAUGGGCAGCAUAGUACUUGAUGCUGCUCCCUACCUUUACCCUUUCGUCAUUGAGUACUGUCUGAUUGGAGCGGCUGUUGUCUAUAUUAUGUGGCGACACAUUGGAUACAAUCCAAGAUAUGUAACCGAGGAGGAUCUGGAACAACGGUUAGAGGCAAUGCUCUCUCAAAGAGCUGUGGCAAUUGCUCGGGCUCAACAUGGGCGAGUGGACUGUGUUGGAGCAAGCAAGGGCUUGUUCUUUGGCCUUCUCCUCCUUGUCGGUUCUCUGAUCUGCCUCAUCCUCUUCUUUGUUCUGAUUCGUCAUCCACAAUUGGGAAUCCUUGCAAUUUACCUUGCAGACUGCUCUCAUUCACUUGUCAUGGCCCUUAGCAUUUUUGCUAUCAUCAUAGGGUUCUGCAGCAAUAACUGUUGUGUUGACAGUUUUGGAUAUCUCUCAUGUGAACAGCAGGAACAGGAUCAUGAGCAGUUUGAGAUGGAACAACGAGACGAGGAUCUUAAUGACACUGACAAUGAAUUAGAGCAUCUUGCGCAGCAUGUGCGCCAUGAUCAGAUUCAUUUUGACAUAGUUCAAAGCCUGAAAUUCAAACGUGAUGAGCAAAGUGACUUAAAUGACAUUCUCCUGCGCGUGUCAGCCUUCGGUCUUUUUGUCUAUGCUGUAUUCAGUGUCAUCGCUGGCUCUCUCUUGGCAACUACUAAAGAGCCCAAUAUGUUGGUGACAGUGACUAGUGCACUCUCUGUUUUGCAGGUGGUUUUGCAACUGUUGUUUAUUGCGGAUGUUUCUCGGCGCCGUGUGCAUCUACCAGAGCACGAUCGUAGCAAACCAGGAAGACAAAUCGUCACAUUCCUACUGAUUUGCAAUGUUGCCAUGUGGGUAAUGUACACCUUUGAAAUGCUGAAAGUUGCCGCCAACCCAGUCCAGCUUGACUUCUAUGGUUUCUUUACUUGGGCUUUAGUGAAACGUAUCACUCUCCCACUUUGUGUGUUCCACCGUUUCCAUUCCGCUGUGACUCUGGCUGAAAUCUGGAAGACUAGCUACAAGGCACGUUUGGAGUAAAUGUUCUCCUGACUUGUGGUGGAACAUGUGAAAGCUUAGAUACAAAGUACAAAAUGAUAGAGGAGUUGUGUUAAAAGGGGAAUGACCCGUGUCAUUACCCCACAGUUUCAAUGGUGGUGAGCAUUGUGAUGCUUCACAGUUGUAAUUGAGAACACGAUUUGCAUGCUAGUCAUUUUUUAUUAAAAAAGGGGGGAGAUAUUAUGUCAGCAUGUGAGUGAAACCUGUUCCCUUUAUACUGUAUUUACAUGUUUAUGAUUUCACCCUGUGAUAAGAACAAGGAUGCAUUUUAAAUUAAUGUUUAUGCUGUUUAUGUAGCCCUUGUCAAACUAGCAGCUCAAACAGUUAGUUAGAUUCCUCUAACUGACGAAGGAAGUUACCAUCUGUCUAUCUCAUUCCUCUUUUGCAUUGUGGUCUGCUCUUACGUAAGGGAAAUCUAUUUGCUAUAUGCGAUGAAACUGUUAACAGGCAAUCAAAAUCCUUUUACUGCCAACUGCCAAAUUUUUAAUUCAUAACUGAACAAUGAUUUUUUACACCUCCCUGUGUAUUCUAAUAUUCAUAAUGUAAACAAUUUUUUUUCAUAAUAUUUUAUAUCUAACUUCUUUGAUAUUGAAAUGCCCUUUCCUUAUUGCUAUUGUUUAACUCUUUUUUUUUCUUCUAACUGUAUAGUUUAGAAUGAAAGAAGUAGUAUAUGUGCCAUAAAAGGUUCAAAACCUAUUCUAGUACUCCAUUUGUGGAACUGUCUGUUUUAGUGUGGAUGUUGGCAGUAAAAAUUAAUUUCUCUUAUUUAUAUAACUUGUAUCCUGCUCCUCAUGGAACAAGAUCAAAUAUCAAACUAGGAUACCUAUAUUUGGUGUGCAUUCAGUGCGUUAAGUUUGUGGCUUUGACAGGUUUGGAUGAUCCAGUAUUCUCCUUCUUUUCAAGACAUUGAUUGUUCUUUCUGUUUUUUAAGUCUUCAAGCUUUACUGACUGACAUUCCUUUAUUCAUCAGUACUCUUGACAGAACUGAAACAUGCCAAAAAUAGAAGACAGCAGUCAAAGAUUUACUGUCAGAACAAAACUGUUUACCUUAUACUGUAUUCAUUUAUAAUCCACGGGGCCAUAUGUUGAUGUGUAAUCGGUCUUAAACUUAUAGUUUUGAAUUUGUAAUGAUUUAAAUUGAGUAGACCUUAUUUUUUAUUUGUGGUUUUGGAGAUCUGGCAUUGCACUCACUGUAUUGCCUUAAUUAAAUUGAAAACCGCCCAAAAUAAAGCCCUGUAGGUGCUAGCCUAGUGAAUGUUCAUCGCUUGUAGUGGGCAAUUUAUUAAUCCUUUCCCAGCAAGGCAGACAACAUUUUCAAAAUUACUGCAGACUCUUGUCAGAAUCACUAUUGUAUGCUAGUUACUUGGAAACAUAUAAGCCAAACGUAGCAUUCCUACCAAAGAUUUUUUUUUUUCUGUACUGUUACUAUUUUCUUUCAACUUUGCAUUCGUUUUUGGUGUUUAGGGGUUGUCCCCCAAAAGUAUCAUGUAUGUACCUUAUAUGCAAUACUCAGCCUGAAGUUGUGACAUUGUAAAUUUGUAUUUAUAAAUAUUUUCUUUUGUGUCAUACUGUAACUAUAAUAGCAACAUAUUUAUAUUUAUAAAAAAUCAAUUUUAGUCUGUUUACUGCUGAUAAUUUGAAAUUUUCCCAAUGUUAAUUAUAUAUAUUAUUUAUUUUGUACAUAAUGUUUGCUCCUAUUUAUAAUAGGACUCAUCUCCAUUUUGAAAGCUCACAGAACCGUAGAGGCAUGGUGAGCACAUCUCAGUGUUCACACUUGCUAUGUAGUUUUGAUGAAAUAGUCAUUGAAAUUAUGCUAAGAAUCAGUCAGUUCGGUCACCGAGGUGCACCAUCUGUUCUCAUGUGAUUAAUUGCAUUUCCCUCUGUUAUGAUUGUCAGUAAUUUUCUGUUGUUUGUUUUUAUUGUUUUUAUAAGAAAGAGAGGGUUUGUGUUUUGUGUGACUCCUCACCGCCACAGUGUGUUCUUCAUAAUUUUGUAUCAUUAAUUAUUUGUAAAGCACUAUGCUUUGAGGCUUUCUUUGUUUAAUUUCUUUUAGCAGGUGUAGCAGUGCUUCAACCUCUGUAUAUACUACCAACAUCCAAGUUGAAGGGACCAUGAAGGAGUUGGGACAUUUCAGAUGUACGUAGUAAUUGAAAUAUUCUCAGACUCUAAGGCAUCUGGCUAUCAUAUUUUUCCCACAAGGAAAUUGCUAACUAGCCAUGCUUUUCAAUUUCAACCAGAAGGAUAUGUUUAAUUGAGAAUCUCAACUGCUCCUGCUUGUUUAACUCCUGAGUGAAUUCAGUAAUAGUCAACCUGUCACUGAAAUAAUUGGUAUGUAUGUAUCUGUCCUUGCCACCAUUCAUGCACCUUUCAGAAAGUGAUAUGAAAUGCACGGAAAAGUAAACGUGAAGCAAAGAGGAUUUCACCACUUAGCAUUGUGAUUCCAUUGUCAUAUAUUUGUUGCUCAAGACAGAAACGUUUUCAAUUUUCUUGUAUUAAGUGCUGUUGUGUUCCUCCAAUGUUACGCUUGUCCAAUUAUUUUCAAAUUGAAGUUCUACCCCUCAAAUUGCAUAUGUCAUCACUCAUCAUUUAAAAAAGAGUAUAAAGUUUUUGUUUUGUGGUUUGUUUUUGUGCUUCAUGGCUUUUCACCAAUUCUUUUUACUUUUGACUUUGGACUUCUUUGGAGAUUUGUACGUACCUGUGUUAUAGACUUCCUUACCCUGACCAACCAACCAGUUUUGUUUGUGAUGGAAUCAACUGCCAUGUUUAAAGCGUUAAAAUUUUCUUAUGGGAGAUAAAGCAGAGUCUUUGCUUCAAAUCAUUUAUCACUGCCAUCUCCAUGAAAGUUAGAUGUAGAUGAGUCAAUAGUUCAUUCAUAUUUACCAAUUUCAUAGAAAUUUUUAACAAGUUAUGUGAUAGGCACAUUUUUUGUGUGCUUUGUUGUACAAUAGCGCAUAGAGUUAAGGCAACUUGCUGAACUGCCAUUAAAGCCGAUUGAGCACAGAGAACAGGUUUUGAGUGAAUUUGUGUGAAAGUAAGAAUGUUUCAGAGUAUACGCUUUGCUGCUGUUGCUGCUCGUUACUUUUAUUGUCUCUCUCAGGUGCAUUUUACCUAGUGCCACUUACCUAUGUAACAAAACUUUUCUUCAACUAGAUGGAUAAGGAUUAUGCUUCACUGUAAAGUCAUGAACUGAAUUGACUGCACAGAUUAUUACUUCCAAUACUUGAAUCAAAAUUUCCCAAUACUCACUGAUUUUUUUUUAAGCCCAUUGCUUAUUCAUACAAUAUCAUCUGUACAGAGAUGACCAUGCAUGAAAUCUGUUUAAUGGUUUUGAUAAAAUUUUAUCUUAUAACUUUCAUCAAAGCACAAGCAAACAUUGACAUUAAAAAGCAGGACAGUACUUUAAGAUUUUGUAAAUUUUAGGAGUACUUCAAAAAAAUUUGUACAUUUUUGAAAGGAUAUGUAGUGUGUCACUUGGAAAAUGAUUUUCUUUCUGUAUAUUAGAAGUAUGAAUGUAUCCAAUUCUCUUUUCCCUCCCUUAGAACAUGAAAAUGUUGUGUAAUUCCUCAAAGAUUGCUUAUGUUACUGUGUUUCUAUCAGCUUCUAAAAUUAUCCAGUGGAAAUAGUAGGACAGAGCUCAGCUGGUUGUACAACAAAUAAUUGGUGCUACCAAGACGUGGACUGUGCAACUAAUACGAAGGAACUUAAAUGAUUUAGUGUCUGAGGCAAAUUGUGAAUAUACAUGAACAUUUGCAAAGAAGUGUUAAAGUGUAAGAGAUUCUGUUUGUAUUUAUAGAUUUGCAGAUUUAAGAGUAGAGUGAAAUUGAAACAAAUUACAGCAUUCACAAAAAAACUGACUACUGCUGACAUGUGCUGAUUGUGGAGUCAUUAUUUUUGUGGAUACUUGUAAAUAGUUAAAAGAUUUUUUAUCUUCUCACAUGAUAGGUUUCCCUUUAAAGCCAAAUGUUAAUUAAAAUUUUGAAACGUUUCAAUAACGGCGUGAUGUAAAAAAAAAAUUGUACAGAAAGUCACCAGGAUUUGUUCUCCCUUUAUUAAAAAGACCUCAAGAUGUGUCAGCUAUUAACAUUCAUGUAAGAUGACUUUGUACACAUUUAAAUAUCGAAAAUAAAAACACUAUCAAACAA
Molecule: messenger RNA, 7656 nt
Organism: Frankliniella occidentalis (western flower thrips)
Lineage: Eukaryota; Metazoa; Arthropoda; Insecta; Thysanoptera; Thripidae
Exons: 15
Coding region: 122-3496 (1124 amino acids)
Biological process (GO): proton transmembrane transport
Cellular component (GO): membrane
Molecular function (GO): proton channel activity
Source: RefSeq, a predicted model, not a curated record